UAAAAUAAUUUUUUUUUUUAUUAUUUCUAAAACCCGUCUGCCUCUUCUUCUCUUCUUCUUAACAUAAACCCCACUCCGCUACACCUCCGCGUAGACACCCAACGUCUCCUCCGUCGCUCCGCUCCGGGCCGCCAGUUACUCCGACACUCCUGCACGCCCCUCUCCUCACAGUUUUGGGCCCCACCUUUGGACUACCGCUUCAACACUAAAAGCUCACACAAAGAAACGCAAAGAUUGAAGACAGACAUGGCGCUCUGCAGAUUUCGCUCAGCUUCUUCUCUCAUCUCCAAGUUUCUUCCUCCCUCCAACACUCUCCGCUCUCUCUCCUCAGAAACCCAAUCAGUGAAAGAGAAAAUAAUGAAUUAUAUGGCCCACCUCGACAUAAACUCACAAAUUGGAAGUUGUAUGCCGCUCGCCGCAAUGCGAAUCGGCACAAUUAUUCACAACAUUGAGGUCAACCCAGGUCAAAGGGGGAAGCUGGUUCGCUCGGCGGGCAAUUCAGCCAAGAUUUUGAAGGAGCCCACUGGAAGGUACUGUUUGGUGAGGCUACCUUCGGGGGAUGAGAAAUUGAUUGAUACUAAGUGCCGGGCUACGAUUGGUUCGGUGUCAAACCCGAGUCAUAAGACGAAGAAGCUUAGGAAGGCAGGGCAGAGCAGGUGGCUGGGGCGAAGACCAGUGGUUAGAGGAGUGGCAAUGAAUCCAGUUGAUCAUCCUCAUGGAGGAGGGGAGGGAAGAAGCAAGAGUAGUGGUAGUCAUGGAAGGACUUCGCUUACGCCGUGGGGAAAGCCUUGUAAGUCUGGUUACAAGACUGCUUCUCCUAAGAAGAGAAAGUAAAGGAGAUUAUUAUGCGUUUGAUGUUUGAAGGAUUUUGUUUAUCGUUAACAAGAUUCAAGUCUAUUUUUGGAUUGAUUUUAAUUGUUUCAAAUGCUUCCAGCGUUGGUAAGGUUGUUUUGUUCUUUUUUUCCUUAUUGCUGUCUGAAUACUAAGCAAAUUACAUCAACCAUUUGAGAACUGAGUUUUGAUA
Molecule: messenger RNA, 1024 nt
Organism: Mangifera indica (mango)
Lineage: Eukaryota; Viridiplantae; Streptophyta; Magnoliopsida; Sapindales; Anacardiaceae
Product: 60S ribosomal protein L2, mitochondrial-like
Exons: 2
Coding region: 247-834 (195 amino acids)
Biological process (GO): cytoplasmic translation
Cellular component (GO): ribosome; large ribosomal subunit
Molecular function (GO): transferase activity; RNA binding; structural constituent of ribosome
Source: RefSeq, a predicted model, not a curated record